Messenger RNA from Glycine soja, 2787 nucleotides. RefSeq lists its product as uncharacterized. NCBI's taxonomy places the organism in Eukaryota, Viridiplantae, Streptophyta, Magnoliopsida, Fabales, Fabaceae. Bases 1 to 2787 code for a protein of 928 amino acids. Gene Ontology annotation, cellular component: intracellular membrane-bounded organelle. The record is from RefSeq and is a predicted model, not a curated record. The transcript has a single exon.
AUGGAUUCUCUUCUCUCCAUCCUCUUCUUUCUUCUCACUCUAUCUUCUCUCAACCCUUCCUUUGCUUCACAACCCUCUUACCAAGACCACUGUGGCUCCAUAGUUCCAGAGUCAACUCCCAAUGAAAACACUCACAAUUCUACCCCUUUUGAUGAUCAUCAAAGAGGUUACUUCACAGGUGGUGAUAGCAUCAUCGAUGGUGGAACUUCCUUAAACCAAUACUUUGACCUCCAACCAAUGUACAUACGUGCAACCAAGUUCUCUGACUUGUUCAAUGUUGAAGCCACUGUUUCACUCACAUCCAGCAUAUCUUACUACUACCCUGUGGGGAACUCAAGCCAUGGUGACAGCUUAAGAUAUGAACGGAAACGCCGCUACCGUAGAAACCAUGUGUACUUCAAGCUUGAAGGGUUCUGGUCUGAGUCUUCAGGGAAGGCUUGCAUGGUAGGGAAAGGAAAUGGUUAUUCUAAGACAGGUAAGCAUCUUAAUUUGGAUGCUGUGUUUAAGCUUGAUAAGGUUUUCAGUGCAAGCAAUAUCACUAGCUUGGUUAGUGGAAGCUUGGAGAGCUUGAGUUCUCCAAAGGAUGAGAGCUACUUCAAACCCAUUUCUGUGGUGAUGUUUCCAAAAGCAAAUUACAAAUAUACCUUGAAUUCCACCGAAGUUACCAAUGAGUUCUCUUCUGGGAGUGAUGCUAUGAAGGGUGGUUUGUCAUUGAGUUCAUUGAGUUUUUGUUCUCGUCCCCUCUCAAGGGCUAUUAGAAGGCUCCCAUUAGAGUUCUCUCCUGAGUGCAAUUCUUCAAAGAACUGCACUCCUUUUAGUGAGAAUUCUGGUCCACUGCCAUUUCUAGUGUCUUUGAAAGGCAUUGAGUGUUCCAUUUCUAACAACAAGCAUAGGUUGCGGAUUCUGGUGAGGUUUUUGAAUACUAGUAACUAUUGGAUUAGCCAGAGUUUCAAUCCUAAAACUAUGUUGGUAGGAGAGGGAUGGUGGGAUGAGAAGAAAAACAUGUUGUGUGUAGUGGCUUGUCAUAUCAUAGAAUCAUCCUUGGCUGGCACGCAUGUGGGUGAUUGCUCAAUAAGACUAAGAUUGAGAUUCCCCUCAACUUGGUCAAUCAACAGCACUAGUAGCAUAGUUGGCCAAAUUUGGAGCAACAAGAGUACUAAUGAUUCAGGCUACUUCAAGAAGAUAACAUUUAGAAAUGAAGAUGAUGGUAGUGUGGGAAUUCAAGCUACAAAGUAUGAGUAUAGCCUACUAGACAGAGCUAAGAAGUCAUGCCCAGCACCCAAGCCUGUGAAGAACAAGGAGAAAAGAUAUCCAGAUGCCAAUUCUUAUGACAUGAGAUUUGACAUGGCAGUUAGAGAGUCCAACAAAAGAGUAGCAUGGGGUUAUUCAUCUCCCUUGGCUGUUGGUGGUGAGAUCUCUACCAUAGAUCAGAUCUCAAGCUCCAUUACAGUGGACUCUACCUUUGAUCAGAAUGUCUCAAGCUCCAUUGUAGAAUCUCCUGAGGUAGUACUCCACAGUGGUGGCUUGUUUAACAUCAGCUACAAAAUCUCACUGUGGCCUAAUUCAACCUCAAAUGAUAAGAAUUCCCUGCUUAAUCAUUCCUCUGGGUCAGUGAGGAUUUCUGCUGAAGGAAUUUAUGAUUCUGGAGAAGGAAGCUUGUGUAUGAUAGGCUGCCGCGAUCUUCACUUGAACUCUCUCACACCAACAGCUCAUUCUGUGGAUUGUGAGAUUGUGGUGAAGUUUCAGCUACCACCAUUAGAUGAAAGAAGUGGAAUCUACAUCAAGGGAAGCAUCGAAAGCACACGCAAAAAGUCAGAUUCUCUAUACUUCAAACCUUUGGAGUUAUCUUCAGCUGCAUUUUACACUGAAGCAGCAGAAAAAUUAGUUUGGAGAAUGGAUAUGGAGACCAUCAUGGUUCUGAUAUCUACCACUCUAGCAUCUGUUUUUGUGGGAUUGCAGCUUUACCAUGUGAAGAGACACCCCAAUGUGCUCCCCUUGCUCUCACUUGUUAUGAUGGCAAUGCUUACUUUGGGAUACAUGAUACCCCUUGUUCUGAACUUUGAGGCACUUAUUGCUCAAAAUCCUAACAACAAAAACUUUGUGUUUGGAAAUGUUGUGUGGCUUGAAGUGAAUGAAAUAGCUGUGAGGCUAAUCACCAUGGUGGCUUUCUUGUUGCAAUUCCGACUCCUUCAGCUAACUUGGUCAUCAAGAAAGAGUGAUGAAAGCAAUAAAGGCCUUUGGAUUGCUGAGAGAAAGGCUACUUGUGUCACUUUAGCCUUGUACGCUGCUGGUUUAUUGAUUGCAUUGCUGUUGAAGUUGAAGAAAGAUGGAGAUGCGGUUCCUGUCAUUACUCCAUUGAACCAACACCAUUCAUCUUGGGAGAACAUAAAAUCUUAUGGCGGUUUGGUAUUGGAUGGUUUUCUCUUGCCACAAAUCAUUCUAAACCUGUUCUCGAACAUGAGGGGCAACGUUCUUUCAUGUUCUUUUUACUUUGGAACCACUUUUGUGAGACUGUUGCCACAUGCUUAUGAUCUUUACAGGACUCAUAAUUAUGCUCGCGUAGAUAGUGGAUCAUACUUCUAUGCAGAUCCAAGUGCAGAUUUUUACUCCACUGCUUGGGAUAUUGUGAUUCCAUUGGGAGGUGUCCUGCUUGCUAUCAUUAUCUACUUGCAGCAACGUUUUGGCGCUCAUUGUAUUCUUCCUCAAAGAUUCAAAGGGUCUAAGGUAUAUGAAAAGGUUCCUGUGGUUGCUGAAUCAGAAGCUGAAGUAGAGACCGCCAACUUGUAA